Cucurbita pepo subsp. pepo (vegetable marrow) is the source of this 938-nucleotide messenger RNA. The record is from RefSeq and is a predicted model, not a curated record. NCBI's taxonomy places the organism in Eukaryota, Viridiplantae, Streptophyta, Magnoliopsida, Cucurbitales, Cucurbitaceae.
AUGAACUCCCUUCAAAACCCUACCCAGUUUGAAGACUCGUCCUCCUCGUUCAUGGAUCUCCUCGAUUUCUCGGGUUACCUGCUACCCGAUUUCUGGCUCGAACCCGAGACCACAGCGUUUCCAGAGGCGAUAAUCGGAGGCCGGACCAGAUCCAUGGAAGAAGCAACGUCGACCAUGGAUAAGAAUAGCAUAGAUGAGUGGCGUGAGAGAAGGGGUGUGAAGAGAAAACAAAAAGGACGAGGUGGUGGGUGCCAUAAGGUUGCGUUUAGAACAAAGUCUGAGUUGGAGAUCUUGCAGGAUGGCUUCAAAUGGAGAAAGUAUGGCAAAAAAUCUAUCAAAAAUAACCCUAAUCCAAGGAAUUACUACAAAUGUUCGAGUAGUGGGUGUGGAGUGAAGAAGAGAGUAGAGAGAGACAGAGAAGAUUCAAGCUAUGUUAUAACAACAUACGAAGGAAUUCACAGCCACGAGAGCCCUUUCUCGAAGUGUUGCAAUGAUCCAAUAUUUCAUUCUCAUGGUAGUUGCCCUAAUUCCACUUAUUUGCACCUCUCAUCUCCACCAUGUUCUUCUACUACUACCCUUUGACCUCUUAAUCUCUUAUUUUCUUCUCUUCAACUACCUAUUUCCUCUUCGUUCUACCUCUUAUUGUUUUUUUCUUCUCUACUUGUGUAAUUAAUUAUAGCAAUCUCCCUUAAAACCAUGUUUAAUUCCAUCCUCUUUGGUGUUCUCUAUUGAAAUGAAUUCAAUUAGGACAUCUAAUGUAACGUCUCAUGCAUAGUAUUCAGAUACACGUAUUUUUUUUAUUAUGUUUUCCCUUCGCUCAUAUUGUAACAGUCUAAGCCCACCGUUAUCCGAUUUUGUAUGCUUUAGCUUGUUACACAUAUCGUCGUUAACUUCAUGACUUUAAAAUGUGUCUACUAUGGAGAGAGUCUAGCCUUACU